AUGGGUGCCACAUAUCCCACCACCACCAACCCGUUCGAGUCCCCAUUCGAGGACCCGAGUCCCAUACACCGGUCCAAGGACGAAUGGGAGGACUGGGUAGAGGAAGACGACGAUGAACCAACACGAGGGAACAACCCAGAUGCGCUUCUCAUUGAUCUCUCCGAUGAUACAGCAGAGCGAUCGUUAAAGCCCGCUACCAGACAUACGAGUACUCGCAAUCCACAGCACCGUCACUCGGUCCAUAAACCGGUCCGACUAAAGUCAAAAGGACGACAAAAGGCACAGAAUGCAAAGGCUGGUAUCAAGGUCGUGACCGACAUGUCCCAAUUGCGCAGUCCGGCGCCACCUGCCCAGCCAAGACCAAUGGGUCACAAUGUCAGGGAUGAGAACAAAGGCAGAUUCGUCGAUGCCGCUGCUCUUCUGGCACUCGAGGGCGAGCCGAACUCGGAUUCAGUCGGCAGCUUCUCCUGGCUCAAGCGCAAACCGGGCAACGUGCGAGCCAAGCAAGCCACCAAAGAGGCUGCUCAAGUCUCGCCGUCAGGCCUUUCUCCAAUGGACCGGCCUAUUGUUAUUGGUCUCUCUGUGCCUUCCGACGAUGCUGGUCAACAUCAGGUUAGCCCACAGACGGCUGUUGUCGAGACACCAACAUACAUGCAAAGCUUCACACGCAGGGCAGACGCACAGGUCGGCACAACGCCUACACCACAACCUCUCCAUUCUGUUUGGUCUCCGGAUACAGAAGUGAGCGAGUCGAAUCGCGACACUCGUACCGCCUCAAGCAUCUAUUCGCGACAAAGCACAUCUACUGGGCCUGCAGGGAGCAUCUACUCGCAACCAACCACCAAUGGCGGGCAUGUACCUCCAGUUCCUGCUUUGCCAGCAACGAUGAAGUUCAAGCAGUCCAUGGGACGAGGGGUCCAGGAUGACGACGACCUCGACACCCCCUGCACCCUGUUUGAAGAAGAUGGCAGCCCGACGGCAACUCGCAAGUCUCAAAAGCCCAAAGCAGCUGCGGCAAGCCCUGGAAGCGCGAGCAGUCGAGCAAAUGGGUGGUGGGAUCAUGUUACGACCCCUUUCACGCAGCAAUCCACCAACCCGUUCAAGCAACAAGCGCAGGAAACCGGCUCCAGCUCGUCUGCUGCACCUCGGGAAUGGUGGAGUGGAGUUGAUGAGAAAAAAGCGCAGCCUUCGCGGUCUUCGGGUCUGACUAUUGUCACACCUGCGUCUUUGGGACACCAACAUACGGCCCCUCCAGCUGCUGUAUCGUCUCAACCUGCUUCAGUCAACCGCACAGAGACGCAAUCGGAGAAGGCUAGGAUCCUACUCGAGGAAGACCAGACUCCAAACGAUCAGCCACCGCCAUACGAGUUUACCAAGACCUUCAACGAGGUCAAACCCCCCGCGGUCGUAGCCGCUCCGUACGUGAAUACACAGCCAAUACCAUCGCCAGGCCCGAUGACCCCUGGUUUGCCGGGAACCAUGACUUCGCAAGGCGCUAUUCAUAUGGCCGAGAUACCUUUGACACCAACGGGGCUGCGGCUAGUUCCAGAAGCAGUACUCCCGGAUCGUGCAGCUGGAUCAUAUGUUACCGGUGACCAAUUCUACGACGCCCCUGGCAGAGCUAAUAAAUCUGAACGGCAACGGCGCCGACAUGAGAAGGAAGACGCAGUCGCUAGGAAACUCGGCGGCUUCUGGAGAGGCCGCGGCUUCAUGUCUGAUGAUGGAUGCUUUGGGCGUACCGGCCGCGAAGGCAGAAAGAGAAGAAGGAUAUGCUUGGGAGUUAUCGGUGGCGUGAUAGCUGCCAUAAUUCUCGCUGUCAUUAUUGCAGUCGUUCUCACACAAAGACAUAUAUCGUCUUCGCCGUCGCCAUCAUCAUCAUCGGCGCCGUCGUCGUCAGAGGAAAGCCAGGCGCCUUCUGUUUUCCUUACUGUGGCCGGUUUUCCUCCAAUGCCUACCGGUGUUCUGACAGUAGCUGGUCCGGAUAAUUCUCUCACUGUAUCCGGCUGUUUCACCGACAAGACUCCUCCAACAGCUUGGUCGUGUUCUUUGCCUAAAGGAGAGCAGGAUGCAGAUGCGCCCUUUGCCCCUAAUCAACCAGAGUUCAUUUUCCAGAUCCAGUACGACAACAAUACCAGAGCCCUUUGGAAGAUCUCGGAUGACGAUGACGACAACGACAAGCAUUCCAAAUCCGAUAGACGAGAUUUCUUGGCCGAUGUCGGUUUUGCUCCCGACCCUGACCCACCUUCCGUUACGGAAAUGCGCUUUCUUGGAAACACCACAGACCACAUCGUGGCGGACGAAAAAGAAGGCGAGCCCACACCGUUUUUCAUCAGCCUCUUGAAAGCGAUUGGCGACACGGUCGGUCCGAACGUGCUCAGCCGCCGACAAGGAUCCAACAACGCCAUCGAUGGCUCUUCUGGCAACGGGACAGGCGCCUUCAACCUGUCGGACAUCCUUCCUGCGCCUGAACUGAACGGUGAUGGCACGGGAGCUCCGGCUAGACUGUUCCCCCUUCCCACCCAGCAGCCAGUCCGCCUAUUCGACCGGGGUCUGCCAACGGAGCACUAUGGCUUCUAUACGCAUUUCGACAAGACCAUCUACCUGGCGAACAGCACCGGGAACAACACCGCUGAUAAGGACGGCGGUGCUCUCAUCACCGACGCCAAGUCCUUGGUGACGUUUGCGCAGACGCGCUUCCUCGUCAAGAUGUGGACACGAAAGAACGAGACCGCGCAGCUCCUGGGCGACGGUGCGCCGUCCAACAGCUCAGACGGCUCGUCGCAGCCCGGAACGAUGCCUUACCCCGUCACCAUCGCCGUGGACCAGCACGGCGGCGACGCAUCCAAGAAGCUCGACUUCUCCUACGGCGUCAUGGACAACAAGCAGAUCAACCUCACGGACCCCCACCUCGUCGUCAUGGACCUGGGCUCCGGCGGGACGCUGGUCAACGGGGCCUCGGACCCGGACACGAAGCUCGGCGGCAUCGAUGGCGGCACGGGCGGCUGCAAGUGCGAAUGGGUCAACUUCAAGGGCGGGAAGUGA
Molecule: messenger RNA, 3042 nt
Organism: Anthostomella pinea
Lineage: Eukaryota; Fungi; Ascomycota; Sordariomycetes; Xylariales; Xylariaceae
Source: the annotation of a GenBank genome assembly